Molecule: messenger RNA, 666 nt
Organism: Cercopithifilaria johnstoni
Lineage: Eukaryota; Metazoa; Nematoda; Chromadorea; Rhabditida; Onchocercidae
Source: the annotation of a GenBank genome assembly
AUGAGUUAUUUUAUGAAACGAUCAAGAUCGCUUGAUUUAAAUUUAAUUCCAAGGGAGAGUUAUCUUGGACGAUGGUCACGUGAAACGACGCCAAAAGAUUCUCAACAACGUUAUGAGCGUAAUGUUCGACGAUCAUAUACACCAGUACGUGAAAUUGGCUCAUUUAAGGUAAUCGAAGAUGAUCGAUUACCACUUACGCUUUAUCGAUCACGUAAUGCACUGGGUAUUAUCACUGCACCAUAUCAUACUAAUAUCAACUACUAUCAAGAACAAUUACCCAUACGAAAAUAUGAUGUUUUCAGCGUUCGUACAUGGUCAUAUCCUAUUUAUAAGUAUUUACAUAGUCGUGAAUUUUCAUCAGCGAGACCAUAUUCGUUUACACGUAUUUAUGGUAAUACAUCAACAUAUACACCGCCAAUGCUUGCUGCUGAAACACGUAGAUUAACACAACGACGUAAUUAUACAGGUUAUACGUAUAUUGGAGCGGAACAUAGUUACGAUAUAACAUCACGUCCUUAUUCACUUGAUAAUUAUCGCACCUGGCGAUCACAUAGUUUUCCACGAAACUAUUCUUAUUAUGGUAAUAGCGGCUUACGACAUUACAAUAGUUAUCGACCACGAACAUUUAUCAGUCGUUUAUCAAAAUAUUGGAAGCCAUAUUUUUAA